AUGGAGCCUCAAAAACCAUCAGAGCCUUCUCUCUCUGAAACUUCAACGAUUAUCUCAGCCUCAAAUGGCUCACCAUCCACCCUAGGAACCACAAUGGAUACUACCCACAAAGAAGAAAAGCAACCGCAAGACAAAGAAGAAGAUGAUCCCGUACUGGAUCUGCGCUUCUCCAAUCAAGAAUCGAGCCAAGAACUGAAUUUCAUCGACUGUUUCAAGGUGGUGGACUCAUCCUCUGAUCAUGAUCAAGAUCAAGGUAAUGAAACUGGGCCUAAAGUAUUUUCAUGUAACUACUGCCAAAGAAAAUUUUAUAACGCACAGGCUCUGGGAGGCCACCAAAAUGCACAUAAACGAGAGAGAACACUGGCGAAACGAGGCCACCGGAUUACUGUUGGUGGUGGUGUAGCGGCUUUAGGUUACCCUAAUACACAUCACGGGCGAUAUUAUAGCAUGGCGUCACUUCCUCUGUAUAGCUCUAGUUUCUGUAAACCACUUGGAGUUCAAGAGCACUCCAUGAUCCACAAGCCAUCUUUUGUUCCAUGCCGUAAUGGAUGGUCUAGACGGCCCGUUGCUCGAACACGGCCAACCGAGCAUCUUUCAAUGGGGAGUUUGAAUCUAGGGGGUAAUGGCGCUGCUAGAUUCGAAAGCGGUAUGCGUACGUUUGGUCCAGCCAUGGAAGGAACGGGAGGAUUUUUGUGGGAUACUGUUAAGCAUUUCAAUAGUAAAAAUGAUGAGUUGAAGCUUGACUUGUCUUUGAAGCUCUAA
Molecule: messenger RNA, 762 nt
Organism: Hibiscus syriacus
Lineage: Eukaryota; Viridiplantae; Streptophyta; Magnoliopsida; Malvales; Malvaceae
Product: zinc finger protein 3-like
Exons: 1
Coding region: 1-762 (253 amino acids)
Biological process (GO): negative regulation of abscisic acid-activated signaling pathway
Source: RefSeq, a predicted model, not a curated record